Messenger RNA from Beta vulgaris subsp. vulgaris (sugar beet), 1914 nucleotides. RefSeq lists its product as uncharacterized. The record is from RefSeq and is a predicted model, not a curated record. The transcript has a single exon. Bases 1 to 1914 code for a protein of 637 amino acids. Lineage: Eukaryota; Viridiplantae; Streptophyta; Magnoliopsida; Caryophyllales; Amaranthaceae.
AUGACAGAGUUCAACAUUGAGCGCCCUGCUUGGGUUCGUGACACAAAUCAAAGGUUAGUUCGUAAUCAAGUCGACCACUCAGACGAUCUUCCUCCUCCUGAAGAAGAGUCAGAGACGACACUGUUCACCAUGGAUGACCCGAAACUCAAGGAACUCUACAAGACUGUUGAAAACCUAGCUACAAUGGUCACCGACCUCUCUACUAAGGUCAACAAUGGCGGAGGCGCUUCCUCUAGCGCUAUGGUCAAAAGCAUGGAAAAACGCAUCAAGAAACACAUGGAUGGAGCUACUUACUAUGAGAAUCUGGACAAUGAAAUCUCGACUACAACUAAGCUUCCUGACAAGUUCUAUGCAAAUGAUCUCUCGCAAUUUCAGCCCACUGAUGAUCCACGCUUCCAUCUCAAGGCCUUCAAGGCUACUCUGGGACUCAAAGGAAUUGAUUUAGCUCUGUACCAAAAGAUCUUUCCGCUAUCACUUGCUCCAAUAUGCCAAAAAUGGUUCUUUUCCCUAUCUGAAAAGGAAACCGAAACGUGGGAGGACGUAGCUAUUGCUUUUAUGAACCGUUACAAGGGAAACAUUCGAACUCAAGCAUCCAUUCGUGAACUUGAAAUUCUGAAGCAAGGAGAGAAAGAGGGGUUCACGGCUUUCCUCUCUAGAUGGAGACAAGCAGCGGCACAACUAGUGCACACUCCACAUGAAUCAGAAAUGGUUAAGAUUUUCAUAUCAAAUUUGCAACCAAGGUACAAGAAUCACCUUCGAUACAUCGGCCUCGAGACUUUUGACAAGGUUUACCACAUUGGCAUAGCCAUUGAGGAUGACUUGUUGAAAGAAGGUGGUACCAAUACCAAGCCCAAGUGGAGUAAUAAUAGGAAAGACAACUCUAAUUCGUCAAAUAAUGUCUCCGCACUUCAGGCUUCCUCGGGCUACCCAAAGAAUCAAAGCUUUAAGCGCCCAAGACGUGAGUACUAUCCUUUGGGUAUGACUUAUGACCAAGCACUUGAACGUCUCCAAGGUCAGGGAAAAAUCGCACCAAUUGGCCCAACACCUGAUCCAGAAAAACCAUCGAAAAGAUGGGAUCCCUUGAAAUAUUGUAAGUAUCACCGAGGAAGGGGUCACACAACUGAAGAAUGCUACAAGUUAAGGGAUCUAAUCCAGGAUAUGAUCGAAGAUGGAAGGCUCCCACUUCCUCCUGGUGCAAAGAAGCCAAACAUCACAUCAAACCCUCUUACUACUCUCAUGAUUUCCCUUAAUGAAGAGGAAGUGUUUGAUCCUGCUACUCUCAUUUGUCCAAUAGGUCAAACAAUUGAUGUCCCAUUGCUUCUCAAUGACACUUUUGUUAAUGGUCUAUGGGGUGACGAAGAUGAAGAUGAAUACCUUGAAAACGUCGCAACUCAUCAAACCAUGACAGGAGAAAAUCUUGAAGAAGGAUUAGGUGACCAAGACAUCACUAAAACCCAUGCUGAUGUGCAGUUACUUACCAGAAGUGGGCGCGUACUCAACCCCACUCCGCAACCAAAUGCUGAUGACAUUCCUAUUAUUCCACCACCAGAGGAGAAUCCAAUCAUCAAGCAACUCAAGAAAACAAAGGCCGAAUUGAAUGUUUGGCAAUUAAUUGUCACUUAUAGAAGUCAUCGUGAAGCACUCCUCAAGGCACUUACUGAUAUUAAUGUAUCAAACGAAACAACUCCGGAAGAGUUAGUUAGCUUCGUGACUAGCCCCGCUGCUUCACCCUACUUAGUAUUUUCUGAUGAUGAUUUGCCUCCUGAAGGGCCCCACCACAACAAAGCCCUACACAUUACUGUAACCUGCAGGCAAUUCAACAUACCCAUGACUUUAGUAGACAAUGGAGCCGCCGUCAAUGUUUGUCCAUUAAGGACUGCUCAAAAGCUCGGAAUUUCGAUCGAAGAUCUUUAG